AUGGCAGGGCAAAAUGCACCGGCCCAGCCUCAAUUCUCAGAGGAGAGCGCGUGGGCGGGUGUAGAGGACAAUAUGGGCGACCCAGAAGAAGUGAGAGUCAUUUUCUCUGCUUUGGACUCCUUCUCACAAUACGCCAAAAUCGCCCAUUUUAAUGUCACGCAUCUCCGAAGGCGUUCAUUCUAUGCGCUACCGCAAGCGCAAUGGCAGAUGCUGGCAGCGCCUCCUUUCAACUUCCUGGAAACUCUUGACAAGGCAGACAAGGCCAUCGACUUCAACGCGGAGCUCGCCAGAGCGAUUCUCAAGUCUGGUCUACAAUCGUUCCAGACUAUGGCGGACCCAUCAGCUGGAGGAGACAUAGGCAUGCCGCAUGAAUGGGCAGGUGUCGCAAAGCAUCUAGACAUUGACAAGGCCAGAAGCACAAUCCGCCAGUUCUACCGUGACUGGACCACAGACGGCGCAAAAGAGAGAGAGGCUUCAUACGGCCCCAUCAUGAAAGCACUCGCCGAGGAAAAGUCCAAGUCAACAAGCGGGGAACUCUACAAAGUUUUAGUUCCGGGAGCUGGUCUUGGAAGACUGGUGUUUGACUUGUGCCAGGCCGGAUUUGAAGCUGAAGGCAAUGAGAUCUCGUAUCACCAGCUUAUUGCUUCAUCGUUUAUCCUAAACGAGUGCAAGGGUCCAGAGCAAUUUACCAUUUACCCAUGGGUACACACAUUUUCCAACCACCUGACGCGCGAGAAUCAUCUGAGGGGGUACAAGGUACCAGACAUCCACCCUGCGAUGACACUCGCUGCCACACCCGACCGUGGCACCAUGAGCAUGUGCGCGGCAGACUUCCUCUGCCUUUACGGCGACGAGGAGCACGAAGGACAAUAUGAUUCUGUGGCUUGCGCAUUUUUCCUCGACACGGCGCCCAAUCUGAUCCGUUAUCUUGAGGUGAUCAAACAUUGUCUGCGGCCCGGAGGCGUCUUGGUCAAUGUCGGCCCCUUGCUGUGGCAUUUCGAGAACAAUGCGCCUGGAAACCACGGCAAUGACGAUGACGGAGACGGCGAUCACGACCACAAAAACUCAUCUGGCAUUGCCGACCCUGGUAGCUUCGAGCUGGCAAAUGACGAGGUCAUGGCUUUGCUUACGCGACUGGGAUUCGUCGUCGAGUGGUUGCAAACAGGCAUCGAAGCGCCAUAUAUUCAGGACAGAGAGAGCAUGCUGCAGACGACAUACAGGGCCAACGCCUGGCUGGCCCGGAAGCCACUUUCCGAAUCGUCAUGCUUGGUGGAGGAUAAAAGCAUUCGCAUCGGUAAUGUAAAUAUUUGA
Messenger RNA from Akanthomyces muscarius, 1311 nucleotides. RefSeq lists its product as uncharacterized. NCBI's taxonomy places the organism in Eukaryota, Fungi, Ascomycota, Sordariomycetes, Hypocreales, Cordycipitaceae. The transcript is spliced from 2 exons. The coding region runs from base 1 to 1311 and encodes 436 amino acids. Gene Ontology annotation, molecular function: S-adenosylmethionine-dependent methyltransferase activity. The record is from RefSeq and is a predicted model, not a curated record.